AGCAUUAGGUACCUCGCUUAUCCUCAUGACAAUUAAGUAAUAAACUGGGCGAAUACUGAGAAUCUAUCAAAGUCUAGCAAUGGCGGAACAUCCUUCCUUCACACUGGCGGCUUUGCUUGCCGCUAGCGGAACUGCGGGAUUCGUCAAGACGCGCUCGAGGCCGUCGCUUAUCGCGGGUCUGGGAUUAGGAGCGUCUUAUGCGUUUUCCGGCUAUCUCAUAAAAGGCAACAAGGACUACGGCACGGAGCUCGCGCUAGGAAACAGCAUCCUCCUGCUGGGCUCGGCCGUGCCGCGCGUCGUCAAGACUAAGGCCCGCGCCCCGGUGCCCAUCGGCUUGCUGGUUGCCGGCGCGCUCGCCACGUUCUACUACCAGAAGAAGGUCCGGGAGUUCCGGUUCGGCGUGUAGGGUUGGGUUGGGUUGCUUGGGAUGGGUUCUGUGGGAAGUGAGUAUGGUAUAAGAGAGUGGUCCCUUUCUGAAGAAACCCGGAUUCGGCUGGUUGUUGAUGUGUACGGUAUCGGAAAAAUGUUGGGUUUGUAAGAUAGGUUAGGUUAGGUUAGGUGGCUAAUUGUGUAUCCCUCCUCCUGCAAACAAAGAACAGCUCGACCGAAUUUCGGCUCACCACGUGGAUUUCAGAUUCAGGAACCACUUUGCAUCUUCACAUGUUCACGGCUUCCCAUGUGGCAUGAUUUCGGGUUCGCCGUUUGCCCAGGACCCAAGGCCGUCGAGUUGGAACCAAAAGACAACCUUCUCCAUCCACAUAACUAACUGACCAUGAUGUCGUCCCACGAGCACCGCACUUCUUCGUAUAGUUGCCCUACGGGAGGGUUUACCUAAUUUCGGGUAUAGCC
Daldinia decipiens is the source of this 849-nucleotide messenger RNA. RefSeq names its product transmembrane proteins 14C-domain-containing protein. Bases 80 to 406 code for a protein of 108 amino acids. NCBI's taxonomy places the organism in Eukaryota, Fungi, Ascomycota, Sordariomycetes, Xylariales, Hypoxylaceae. The record is from RefSeq and is a predicted model, not a curated record. Gene Ontology annotation, cellular component: membrane. The transcript is spliced from 3 exons.